AUGGCCGCAGCCGCUGGCUUCGACGCGCUAUUCAUCGACCUCGAGCAUUCGGCCUUGUCCGUCAACGAUGCCAGCCAACUUUGCACGAUAGGUCUGUUAGCUGGGACAACGCCGUUUGUCAGAGUGCCGUACCAGUGCGGCGACGGGCUCGUCCAGAGAGUCCUGGAUGGAGGAGCUAUGGGGGUCAUUUUCCCGCAUGUGAGCACGAGGGGUGAGGCCGAAUCUGCCGUCUCCAUCUCAAAGUACCCACCCGCCGGGAAACGGUCUUCGACCGGGCAACUCCCCCAAUUCGGAUACGCUGCCCAGCCUCACUCCAUCAUGAUACCAGAAUGCAACAACGUGGGCUCGACCGUCAUCGUCAUGAUCGAAACCCAGGAGGCUCUGCAGAACCUCGACGCCAUCGCCUCCGUCCCGGGCGUCGAUGUGCUCCUCGUCGGGUCGAACGACUUGACCGUCGAGCUCGGCAUUCCCGCGCAGUUUGACAGUCCAGUGUACAAGGAGGCGAUGGAAAAGGUGAGCCAAGCGUGCAAGAAGCAUGGCAAGAUCAUGGGUUUGGGGGGCGUUUAUGACAACCCCACCAUCCAGGGCUGGGCCGUGCAUGAGUUGGGCGUGGGCUUCAUCCUGGGCGGGCAGGAUUCGAGUUUCAUUGCAAAAGGGGCAAAGGCCUGUGUUGAGGCGUUGGUUAAAGUGGAGGGAAACCAGAAUUGA
Molecule: messenger RNA, 708 nt
Organism: Fonsecaea multimorphosa CBS 102226
Lineage: Eukaryota; Fungi; Ascomycota; Eurotiomycetes; Chaetothyriales; Herpotrichiellaceae
Exons: 2
Coding region: 1-708 (235 amino acids)
Cellular component (GO): cytoplasm
Molecular function (GO): aldehyde-lyase activity
Source: RefSeq, a predicted model, not a curated record